Myxocyprinus asiaticus (Chinese sucker) is the source of this 1323-nucleotide messenger RNA. It is a transcript of the gene prkn, whose product is annotated as parkin RBR E3 ubiquitin protein ligase. NCBI's taxonomy places the organism in Eukaryota, Metazoa, Chordata, Actinopteri, Cypriniformes, Catostomidae. Gene Ontology annotation, cellular component: mitochondrion; Golgi apparatus; cytoplasm. The record is from RefSeq and is a predicted model, not a curated record. Gene Ontology annotation, biological process: autophagy of mitochondrion; regulation of cellular response to oxidative stress; regulation of apoptotic process. Gene Ontology annotation, molecular function: ubiquitin protein ligase activity; zinc ion binding; ubiquitin conjugating enzyme binding.
AUGCCUUCUACCUCCGGGUACGAGGCCGGCCCAGCUGACGCUGGAGGCAAUUUAUGGCUGAGAACUGGGCUCGGGCUGAGACGGAGCUGGCUGGGCUUUCGCCGCCGCAGGGGGAUGCCCUCGGGCUGUGAUCUCCCCGAGCAGAGCAUGGCUCAUGUGAUUCUGCCCCCAUCGAGCUCCGCUCGCGCUCUGAGCUGGUCUUGCAGUGCAGGCUGUGCAGCGGGGGGGGACAGUAUGACCCAACUCAACCUCAGCAGCUCCCGUCUGACCACCACAUCCGAUCGGCUGGCUGUCAUUCUGGAGACAGAUGCGACCAGCCCAUGCGACUCUGUCGGGUAUGCAGAAUCCAAAGCCAACAGCAGAUUCUACGUGUUCUGUAAGACAGUCUGUAAGGCCAUCUAACCUGGAAAACUUUGUGUUCACUGCAAUGACUGCAAACAAGGAAACCUCACACUCAGCAGGGGACCGUGCUGCUGCGAUGACGUCCUUCUGCCUAACAGGAUUCAUGGAAUAUGUCAGUCACAAGAAUGUGAUGGCAGAAUGGCAGAGUUCUACCUGAAAUGUGCUGCCCACCCCACCUGUGAUAAUGAUACUUCUGUAGCUCUGGACCUGAUAAUGCCCAACACACGCAGAGUCCUCUGCAUCGCCUGCAUGGACAACAUGACUCCAGUUCUGGUGUUUCAGUGUGCCGAGCGUCACGUCAUCUGCCUGGGGUGCUUCCACCUGUACUGUGUGACCAGACACAAUGAGAGGCAGUUUAUCCAUGAGCCUGUGGUGGGUUACUCCUUGCCAUGUGCAGCUGGCUGUCUAGACUCGCUCAUUAAGGUUCAUCAUUUCAGAGUCCUGGGAGACGAGCAGUAUAAGCAUUACCAGCGGUAUGCAGUAGAGGAGUGUGUUCUUCAGAUGGGAGGAGUUCUGUGUCUGGCCCCAGGAGGUGGAGCUGGGCUGCUUCCUGCAGAUGAUGGCAGAAGAGUCUGCUGUGAGUUAGGGAAUGGACUCGGCUGUGGUUUUGUAUUUUGCAGGAACUGUAAGGAGCAGUAUCAUGAGGGAGAGUGCAGACAGAGGACGGCCUCUGCGGCGGGCAGCACCCUGCAGGAUUAUAUUGUAGAUGAGGAAGCAGCCCUUUGUUCCCGCUGGGAUCAGGCCUCACAGGAGACUAUAGCUAAGACCACUCACCCCUGCCCCAAAUGCCAAGUUCCUGUGGAAAAGGACGGUGGCUGUAUGCACAUGGUGUGUCCGCAUUCACAGAGUAUGUUUGAAUGGUGCUGGCUGUGUGGUGUGGAGUGGAACAGGGAAUGUAUGGGCAACCACUGGUUCGGAUAA